This is a messenger RNA of Psilocybe cubensis, 225 nucleotides long. RefSeq lists its product as uncharacterized. The transcript has 3 exons. Lineage: Eukaryota; Fungi; Basidiomycota; Agaricomycetes; Agaricales; Agrocybaceae. The coding region runs from base 1 to 225 and encodes 74 amino acids. The record is from RefSeq and is a predicted model, not a curated record.
AUGGGGCAACAAGUCAGUGAUGCUAAUUCCUUUUGGGUCCAAACUUUGCAUCUUUGGCAUCUACCCCUUUGGCAAACUCUGAUUCAACUGCGCUGUGUCUACACACCGCGCAUCAAAGCGCGCAGCACCCCAAGAAUGCUGGAUGCACCUAUGAGUCCAUGCACGUUCGUGUGCUACGAGGUUACAGAAUUCUUUCCCACUUGGACCCUUCCUAACCCUUCCUAG